AUGAGAGGCUAUUCGGUAGGACGAGGAGAGAACCUAGAAUCCGCGCUUCUCCGAAAAGUGGCGCUCCUAACGAGAUGUGGAAUCGAGAUCGACAGCAUCAAACACUUCACGAAAGACCCAGAGUGGACCGCGGAUUCCGACUUGUUGUUUGCAGCUUUCCUGGGUGCGAUCAGCGGGUCAUUUAUGAUUUUCAUCGAGCAAGUUCCGGUCGCGCAGUUGAAAGACGCGCGGAAAAUCGAGCAAGUCCUGGAUGAAGCAUCGCUGGUUGCGAAUGCUGAGAUCAUGGAGGCUUUCCCCGACAUCAUCUCAUUCGUGUUCCGCCACCGGGAAGGCAAUGAUCUUGAGCUCUGGAAAUCACUCGGGACAGCUUGCGAAUAUGGGAAUCACAACGCUGUCCGGAAGAUCCUUGAGAAAAUUGAUAGUCUCACAUGGGAUACCUGGACUGACAACCAAUCCGAAGCUCUUGUCACUGCUGUCAGCAGGGGCUUUGAAAAGUGCACAGGGGUGAUACUUGAGUUCAUGAACCCCACUGAAUCCGGAGGCGAAGAGUUCCUGCGGCGAGCGCUGCUUGAAGGGUUGAAUAAGGCGCGGUUGGGCACAAGCACGCAGCUCUUGCCAGCCUGUCCGGACAUACUCGACAGCGAAACGACAAGGACAGCUCUCAGACGAGCUCUUGGCCAGGAAAGACUCGAGAUUGUUCAGCUUCUUCUCGAGUAUGGUGCGCCACUCAAUGCUGACCUGGAUGGGUUCGCGCCCUUGCACCUUGCUGCCUCGGACGGAUACAUCCAAGGCGUCGAGUACCUGCUCUCAAAGGGUGCUGACAUAAACAGUACCGACUUUCGUGGUGCGACGCCGCUGAUAUAUGCUUGCUUUAAUCAGCAUUCCGACGUGGCAAAAUUCUUGUUGAACAAUGGUGCAGACACCAGGCUCUCGAUGACACAAGAUCCGAGAAGGGACUGGUCUGCGUUAGAAGCGGCGCACCGAAGCCCUGCCAUAAUAGAGAUGCUUAUCAAUAAUUCGCCUCAACCAGACUUCAAAAGGCGAGCAAUCUUGGGUGGCGGUCACGUCACUGCUCUGUACCUGGUAGCGGCCAACGGCAUUGCGGAGUCCGUUAGGAAGUUGCUCCAACAAGACGUUGAGUUGGAGUUCGAGAGAGAGACUGAUUCUCAGUUCGAAAAGGGCUGGACUGCGCUCAAUGCCGCUGCUGGGUUCGGGCAUCACGGCGCCGCGCGGCUUCUCCUGGAGCAGGGCGCCGAUGUCAACCAUACCGAGAAGGACUCUGACCAUCACCUGCAUAUGCUGGCGCGGACCGAAGACGAGGAAAUCUUGGUAGCAUUGCUCGAGUACAACCCAAACCCUUGGGGACUGGACCAAGGGCUGAACUCGGCAAUAAGUUCUGGUCUGCCCAUCGGCUUCGUGACGAGACUCCUAAACCCAGGGGCGGACCCAAAUGCAAUCGAUACAAGGGACGAAUUACGAGAUACUCCGCUCACCAAUGCAUACUUAAUUCACAAUGGCAGCCUUGACACAGUACGGCUUCUGAUCCGCAGGAAUGCCGACGUACAAGGAGCCUCACCGAACAGAAGAGGAUCACCGCUACAUUCUGCAUGCGAAUUCAAGAGCAUCGAUUUUGAGCAGGUGCUUCUUGACGCACAUGCCGACGUCAACCUCCACGUGCUUCAUCUGGGUACACCACUUCAGAGAUGCUGCGACUCCAACUUGGACCCGCAAGCGAAAAUCCGUUUGCUGGUUGAGAAAGGAGCGGAUGUGAACGCCGAAGGCAGUUUCGGUGAGACCAUCCUCACGCUUGCAUGUUUUCGAGCAAGCAUUUCCACCGUCAGCUGCCUUGUCGAGCUGGGUGCUGUAGUCACAACCCCCGACAUUGUGGGCUGCGUGCCCGUAUUUGCAGCUUGCCUCAGCCCCGACAGCCGCCAGGGGUUGGUGCAGAUGUUGCUGUCGUGGGGCGCAGACCUAGCAACAGAGGUCAGGGAUAAGAUGGGGAGGACAAUACUGCACUACGCGGCACUCGGUGGCGACCUAAGCCUGGUGGAGUGGCUCAUUGAAAAGGAACCGUCCUUGAUAACUGCCAAAGACGCCGACGGAUGGAGCGCGAUCCACUGGACGCUGAAACCGCCUUAUAUCCGGUCUGCCGGAUCGGAUGAUGCAGACUCCAGCAUGGCCCCGAGCGAGGAAGCCAAAGUGGCCAUAAUUCGUCUGCUGGUCGAUAAAGGCCGCCCAGGAAUCAAUGACAAGGUCCGGGUGGGUGACGACGGUGAAUGGAGCCCUGUGCGCAUUGCAAGAUAUUUCAAUGCACCUCCUGCCGUGGAAAAGGUGCUCGGUGAGCUUUCGCAGAAUGACGCUACCGAAGACAAGAAUCAUCGCAAGGGGCUCUCCCUUGAAGGGUCUUGCGACGGAUGCUAUUGUGAUAUGUAUGGAAAGUGCUUUGAUUGCAAGCACCCAAGUUGUUGGGAUAAUUAUUGGCUAUGCAUUAAAUGCAUCGUGCAUAAGGAAGCGAUCCACCCAUGGCCCGACCACACGUUCAAUCGAUACAACGAUGAUGAGUUUGAAACACUUGAUGGUGAAUCAGAGGAUCGUUCGAUAAAGUUAGAGAAGGAUAAGGGAGAGACAGGAGGCGCAGGUGAUGAUGGCGAGGACGGCGACGGCAGCGACGGCAGCAAGGAAGAAAAGCGUUGA
Diaporthe citri is the source of this 2694-nucleotide messenger RNA. RefSeq lists its product as uncharacterized. The transcript is spliced from 3 exons. NCBI's taxonomy places the organism in Eukaryota, Fungi, Ascomycota, Sordariomycetes, Diaporthales, Diaporthaceae. The record is from RefSeq and is a predicted model, not a curated record. Gene Ontology annotation, molecular function: protein binding. Bases 1 to 2694 code for a protein of 897 amino acids.